Molecule: messenger RNA, 2348 nt
Organism: Fimicolochytrium jonesii
Lineage: Eukaryota; Fungi; Chytridiomycota; Chytridiomycetes; Spizellomycetales; Powellomycetaceae
Product: heat shock protein 70 family
Exons: 2
Coding region: 104-2116 (670 amino acids)
Biological process (GO): endoplasmic reticulum unfolded protein response; cellular response to unfolded protein; protein refolding
Cellular component (GO): nucleus; endoplasmic reticulum lumen; cytoplasm
Molecular function (GO): misfolded protein binding; heat shock protein binding; ATP-dependent protein folding chaperone
Source: RefSeq, a predicted model, not a curated record
GGUCUCACUCUGACAGCUGUCCUCCCUCUCACUCUCUCCCUCCACUCACUCACCCUCUCCCUCCACUCACUCACUCUCCCAACAACCCACCAACAACAGCACAAUGGUCCGUCGGUCACGGACUUCCGCGAGAUCUUCGCCCGCGCGUUGGAUCGCCCUCGCUUUCGUCAUCGUCGUCGCUCUCCUCAUCGCUGGCGUGGCUGCUGAGGACACAAAGAACGACACUGCCGAAGAGGACAAGGGUCCCAUCAUUGGUAUCGAUUUGGGUACUACUUACAGUUGUGUCGGAGUGUUCAAGAACGGAAAAGUUGAGAUCAUCGCAAACGACCAAGGUCACCGUAUCACACCAUCCUAUGUCGCCUUCACGGACGACGAGCGUCUCGUCGGAGAUGCCGCAAAAAACCAAGCCCCAUCAAACCCUUACAACACCAUCUACGACGCAAAACGUCUGAUCGGUCGCCACUUUACCGACAAGGAGGUCAAGGAGGACGCAAAGCACUGGCCAUUCAAGCUCGUCAACAAGGACAAGCGCCCAGGAAUCGAAGUCACCGUGAAGGGUGAAAAGAAGGUCUUCACCGCCGAAGAAGUCUCCGCCAUGAUUCUCAACAAGAUGAAGGACAUUGCUGAAGACUACCUCGGUGAGAAGGUCACUCGCGCUGUCGUUACCGUCCCCGCCUACUUCAACGACGCCCAGCGUCAAGCCACAAAAGACGCUGGUGUCAUUGCCGGUAUCGAAAUCGAGCGUAUCGUCAACGAGCCCACUGCGGCUGCCAUUGCCUACGGUCUGGACAAGAAGGGCGAUCAACACGUUCUCGUGUACGAUCUCGGAGGUGGUACAUUCGAUGUCUCCCUCUUGACCAUCGACGACGGUGUCUUUGAAGUCCUCGCCACCUCCGGUGACACACACUUGGGAGGUGAAGAUUUCGACAACCGUGUCAUUGAGCACCUCGCCAAGCUGUGGAAGAAGAAGACUGGAAAGGACUGCCACAAGGACCCCAAGGCCAUGGGCAAGCUGAAGCGUGAGGUCGAAAAGGCCAAGCGUAUCCUCUCCACCGGCAUGAGCACCCGCGUCGAAAUCGAAUCCUUCCAGGACGGUCAGGACUUUUCCGAGACCCUCACCCGUGCAAAGUUCGAAGAACUCAACAUGGACUUGUUCAAAAAGACCCUCAAGCCCGUCGAGAAGGUCCUCAAGGACGCUGGCAUGACAAAGGCCGACGUGCACGAGAUUGUCCUCGUCGGUGGUUCCACCCGUAUCCCCAAGGUUCAACAACUCCUCGAGGACUUUUUCAACGGCAAGAAGGUCAGCAAGGGUAUCAACCCCGACGAGGCCGUCGCAUACGGCGCCACCGUCCAAGCCGGUAUCAUGCGCGGGGCCAAGGAGUUCCAGGACGUCAUCCUGAUUGACGUCAACCCCCUGACCCUCGGUAUCGAGACCACCGGCGGCGUCAUGACCAAGCUCAUCCCCCGCAACAGCCCCGUGCCCACCAAAAAGUCCCAGAUCUUCUCCACCGCCGCCGACAACCAGCCUACCGUCCUCAUCCAGGUGUUUGAGGGCGAGCGCCCCCUGACCAAGGACAACAACCUCCUCGGCAAGUUUGACCUCACGGGCAUCCCCCCCGCCCCGCGCGGCGUGCCCCAGAUCGAAGUCUCAUUCCAGCUCGACGCCAACGGUAUCCUCACCGUGUCCGCGGUCGAGAAGGGAAGCGGCAAAUCCGAGUCGAUCACGAUCAAGAACGACAAGCAACGCCUGUCUGAGGAAGACAUUGAGCGGAUGGUCAAGGAAGCCGAGCAGUACGCGGAAGAGGACGCGGCGGUGAAGGAAAACAUCGAGGCCCGGAACUCCUUUGACUCUUACGUCUACUCGAUCAAGAACCAAGUCACCGACGACUCUGGUUUGGGAUCCAAGCUCGAAGCCGACGACAAGAAAAAGAUCCUCGACGCGGUCAAGAAGGCGCAGGAGUGGUACGAGUCCCACUCUGGCUCAGCCGGCAAGGACGACUUUGAGGAGCACAAGGCGGAGCUGGAGGCCAUCGUUAACCCGAUCACCGCCAAGCUGUACUCUCAGGGUGGAGCCGGUGGCGAGGGUGAGGAGCCGGCCGAUCAUGAUGAGUUGUAGAUUUCCCACAUACCCCGCAUCGCACACCAUCACGUCGUCGUCUCGUCGAAACGAGAUGCCACACCCCUACCCCACCCCACCCCAACAACACCUUACAUCUUUACGCCCACUCACAUCCCUCUCUCACGUAAAUUUAUUGCCACCACUCGCUGCGGGGAGCCCUGUUGGUUACCAACCUUUCGUGAUGUAGUGUGAAAUCCCCCUUCCGCUUUUGUGUUUCUUUUUAUUGUGA